Molecule: messenger RNA, 774 nt
Organism: Suillus clintonianus
Lineage: Eukaryota; Fungi; Basidiomycota; Agaricomycetes; Boletales; Suillaceae
Exons: 4
Coding region: 182-682 (166 amino acids)
Source: RefSeq, a predicted model, not a curated record
GCACGCCUUUUCAUUCAUUCAUCAAGAAGCCGACACUUGUGCGGUUAAAAGAAUCAAUCACCGGAUCACCGUGCAGUUUUGCGGUGCGCAAUACCGGGGUAUCAUUUACAUACCAACGCAGCCACCUUUGGUGGCCGCCUCUGCUGGUCUUACCUUUUGGUAUCAUGUCGCAUCUGCGUAAAUGUUCUCGCAGUCAGCACUGGAAGGCCGAGUGCACGUUACUAGAGGAAUAAUGCGGGUCAGGUACUUCCAUCUGGAGCUCUCGAGGUCCAGUACUGCCUCUUUUUCGGCACUAGGUGGUUCCCGGUUCCCGACUAGAAGUUCUUACUUGAUUCGAUGGUGGUUGCCAGUGGGUCCGCCUAAGGUUGGUUUCGAGUUAGUCUCGAACACAAGACUCAUCCGUAUCUUGCGUCUGUUUGGGGGGACAUUAUUGCUGGUUGCCGGACAUCACCACUCCCACGGGGAAGCUUGGUGCUCAUCGCUCGGCGCGACUGCAAUUGAGGGAUGGGGAAUCCCAAAUAUCAAAAGUACGCUCAAUCACAGAUACGAGCUGCUCUUGGACCAUUAUGGCGCUCGCUAUCCGGGAAUUGCGUAUCUGGCACUCAUUUGGCAACAAAUUUCGGCGCGUGGAACUUUGGAACUGGGUCAUGCUAAAAACGACGCGAUAAUCGGAUGCAGUUGACUUUCUGGAAAUAGAAGUCCUUGUCUCUUAAACCACGCCCCGCGAUGUCCUAUCCUUGUUGCAUAAAGACCCUGUUCUACCAGAACAGACAC